AUGAACAAUUUUCUUAAUCAAUUUAAAGGAAAAGAAUUAAUUGAAGCUUAUAUACCAGAAUAUUUACAUACAGAAAAAUUAAAUCAAUUAAAAACCAGUGAACAAGCUGAUAAAUCUGUUGAUGAAAUAGUUUUUCUUGAAAAUAUUGGUAAAAUUAUUCGUGAAAUUCUCUUAUCAUUUGACAUUAAUUAUCAUUAUUCUGUUAACAAACAAACCGAAGAAUCAAGAACAACAUAA
Molecule: messenger RNA, 237 nt
Organism: Rotaria sp. Silwood2
Lineage: Eukaryota; Metazoa; Rotifera; Eurotatoria; Philodinida; Philodinidae
Source: the annotation of a GenBank genome assembly